Messenger RNA from Talpa occidentalis (Iberian mole), 1031 nucleotides. RefSeq names its product procathepsin L-like. The record is from RefSeq and is a predicted model, not a curated record. NCBI's taxonomy places the organism in Eukaryota, Metazoa, Chordata, Mammalia, Eulipotyphla, Talpidae. Gene Ontology annotation, biological process: immune response. Gene Ontology annotation, molecular function: cysteine-type endopeptidase activity. Gene Ontology annotation, cellular component: lysosome.
CGCAGGUUUUUGCAACAUGAAUCCUUUACUUCUCCUGAUUGUUUGCUUGGGAAUAAGCUCAGCUUCUCCAAAAUUUGAUCAGACUUUAGAUGCACAAUGGUCCCAGUGGAAGUCAACUCAUAGGAGACUCUAUGGCAUGAGUGAAGAAGGAUGGAGAAGAGCAGUGUGGGAGAAAAAUACGAAAAUGAUUGAACUGCACAAUCGGGAAUACAGCCUAGGGAAUCAUGGCUUCACAAUGGCCAUGAAUUCCUUUGGUGAUAUGACCAAUGAAGAAUUCAAGCAGGUGAUGAAUGACUUUCAAAAGGAGAAACAAAAGAAGAUGGGGAAAAUGUUCCAAUCACCUUUCUUGCUUGAAGUCCCCAAAUCUGUGGACUGGAAAAAGAAAGGCUCUGUAACUCCUAUAAAGAAUCAGGGCCAGUGUGGUUCUUGUUGGGCCUUUAGUGCAACUGGUUCCCUUGAAGGACAGAUGUUUGGAAAACUUGUUUCAUUGAGUGAACAGAAUCUGGUGGACUGUUCACGGUCGCAAGGCAAUGAAGGCUGCAAUGGUGGUCUAAUGGAUUAUGCCUUCCAGUAUAUUAAGGACAAUGGAGGGCUGGACUCAGAAGUUGCAAAGGACUCAGAUACUUGUAAAUACAAGCCUGAGUUUUCUGCUGCCAAUGACACUGGCUAUGUGGAUAUCCCAAAUCGGGAGAAGACACUUAUGAAGGCAGUGGCUACUGUGGGGCCUAUCUCUGUUGCUAUUGAUGCAAGCCAUUCGUCCUUCCAGUUCUAUAAAUCAGAUAUUUAUUAUGAACCAAGUUGCAGCAGCGAAGACCUGGAUCAUGGUGUUCUGGUGGUUGGCUAUGGCUUUGAAGGAACAGAUUCUAAUAACAAUAAAUUUUGGAUUGUCAAGAACAGUAGGGGUACAGAAUGGGGUGAUAAUGGCUAUGUAAAAAUGACCAAAGAUAAAAACAACCACUGUGGAAUUGCUUCAGCAGCCAGCUAUCCCACUGUGUGAGCUGAUGGAUGGUGAUAAUAGAGGACUUGAGCCC